This is a messenger RNA of Symbiodinium natans, 606 nucleotides long. Lineage: Eukaryota; Dinophyceae; Suessiales; Symbiodiniaceae. The record is from the annotation of a GenBank genome assembly.
AUGCGGAAUGCCUUCCAGGCUGGCCGGGCCGUUGCCUUCGCCAACUUGGAGGCAACUUGCAGUGCGAUGGACCAGGAGAAGCGAGAGGAGAAGCGAGCGAAGCAGGAGCGAUUCCUGCAGCGGCUUGAGGUUACACUCGCAGUCACGCCGGCUUGCUUCGCUCUCGACAGAGACGAUCUUGAUAAUCACCACAUGGCCCGUGACGAUGAGGACUUUGACAUCAAUGCGGAGUACGAUUUCGAGGCGUUCAACAAGGUGGUUGCAACAGCUGAGCUGGCGAAGCAGGAGGUUGGCCAAAUCGCUCCGAGCUUCAACGUGCUGGGCCUCACUGCAAGCUACCUGACUGGAAGGAGCGCAGACUUCCUUGGAAAGCGCUUCCAGGCUAUCCCUCGGCCGCUUUCGGUUCUUCGUCUCAAAGUGGAGCUGUGCAACGCUGCUCGCAGCCUGCUUCUCUGCAAGGUAGCAGAGAAUGCAGACACGCGCUCUGUGGUUGCCCACGCGGGGCGGCGCGCUCGGACCUCAGCGGCGCCCUGCUUUCCACACGGGCUUGGCUUCGCGCUUUACCCCUGGCUGAGCGCCGGGCUGCCACUCCCUGACCGACGCUGA